AUGGAUUUUAAUAAUCUCAAGUUCGACCCCAGCGGUCCUAAAGGCCGUCCAUCCUUUGUUUACGAUGGUGUGUACCGUACCUACAAAGACGAUCAAAACCCUGAAGCCCUCUUCGGAAAAGCGUUACGCUAUCUUUCUUCCUUGAGGGUGAAUCAUACAUCGGAGCAACAGGAGAUAAUACAUAAAGAGGUCAUGGAAUCUCUUUUUCACUCGAUUUACGGCAGCAAUCGCAUUGAACAAGCAGGUCUAGGAUGGGAUGCCACACGAUAUCUCUGCUAUAAGACCCUACAUGAGCCCGACUCCAUACUCGAAGUCAAUGAGGACGAUUCAGAAUUCGAUGAAAAGGUACUGGAUCUAUAUGCGGCGGAUCCCACUUUACGUGGAAAGUCGAGAAACCAUAUUGUUCGCGGCCGGCGUGAAGUCAUCCAGCACAUGAGAGCCUUCAAAUACAUACUGGAGAGGUUCCGGGUUCAUAAAGAAGCCCUCACAGAGGAUCUCAUCAAGAAAACGCAUGAGAUUCUUUGCAAAGGGGUUUCGAUCAUCGAUCCGGGUGCCGAGCAUCCGGAAGUACCCUAUGAGAGAUACGCAGGAAAAUAUCGAGAUGUUCCUGUGGGCGCCGGGAACACGAUGUUCGUAAUGCCGCAAUAUGUGCCUGCAAAAAUGGCCGAAAUGUGCGCGAAUCUCAAAAAUGACAUCAAUGGAAAGGAGAUUCUGGAUCCAUUCUCACUCGCAGCCAAAUACUCACUUCGCUCUGUUGAGAUUCAUCCAUUUCAGGAUGGGAACGGCCGAAUGUGUCGCAUCAUCCUCAAUGCGAUCUUAUUUCGGCGUGUCGGUAUUUUCAUCUCAAUAGGAGAGACUGCAGAUGAAAUAAAUGAGUAUAUAGACAUCAAGAAGAGGGCAUCGAGAGAUAUGGAGGGUCACGGAGAAUAUGCUACGUUUGUGCUGAAAAAGAGCGUGAGGAGCAUACAGAAGCUGAAAAAGAAGAUCAACGGGAAGAAAGAAGCAUAA
Fusarium musae is the source of this 1008-nucleotide messenger RNA. RefSeq lists its product as uncharacterized. The record is from RefSeq and is a predicted model, not a curated record. Bases 1 to 1008 code for a protein of 335 amino acids. NCBI's taxonomy places the organism in Eukaryota, Fungi, Ascomycota, Sordariomycetes, Hypocreales, Nectriaceae. The transcript has a single exon.